Aspergillus luchuensis is the source of this 414-nucleotide messenger RNA. RefSeq lists its product as uncharacterized. The transcript is spliced from 2 exons. Lineage: Eukaryota; Fungi; Ascomycota; Eurotiomycetes; Eurotiales; Aspergillaceae. The record is from RefSeq and is a predicted model, not a curated record. Gene Ontology annotation, molecular function: DNA binding. The coding region runs from base 1 to 414 and encodes 137 amino acids.
AUGGAGGACACAGUUGACAGACUGGACGAUGCUUUCCGCGCACCUUCCCCUCUGCUGUCUCGCUGUGUCUCUUGCGAGUCACCACCUCCAUCAGGAGAAGUUGACUGCCCGCUACUGGAUGCAACAUUAGACGAAGCCAUUGAGAGCUUACGCAAUGGCGAGAUUGCCUCGCUACAUGAAGCAGCAGUGCGCUACGCAGUCUCGGAUUCACUUUUAUAUACCCGGUACUAUCGGAAAGAACCGAGCCAGUGGCCCGCACCUUUCGGGAUCCUUGUAAACUUAGUGAGGCAGAUGGACCUAGAGUUUGUCAGUAUAUUGUUCAAUGGCUUCAAUCAGGGUUCCCGACUUCGCCGCACCUUGUCCGCGAAGCUGGAAAUGCUCUACACAAACGAAAAUGCGAUUCGUUAUAUCUGA